AUGGAUAGGGAUGCGCUCAAGAAGGCUCAGCAGGCCUCCAGGACAGCCUUUCUAAAAAAGCAGUCGAUGCUGCAAAACAAGACCUCUUCGGCCGUUCUGGAGGAAAAGAUCAAAGAUAUUGAGCAGGGUGUGGUACCACAGUCCCUGGUUGAAGCGGAUUUCCUGCUGAAAAUGGCCGAAAAAGUGAGCUCGGCGCAGGGGCUGCUUCAGACCGCCAUGCACCGCCAUGCGAUGGCGGAUAACACGGCGGUGCGGAGUACGACGGAUUUGCCAGACGUAUCCGAAGACCACAGCUUUGGCGACCGUUUAGGCAUUUCGGACGAGGUUCUGCCGCCUUCCGCUCGGGCUAUGGAAAGUGGGGCCGGGCUGGACGCGGCCACCGCUGGAUUUGUGGCUAUGGAUAGCGAAACCAUCGAGCGUUGUGUGAAGAAUCAUGAAUAUGUUCCGGAAAAAAGCAAUACAGAUCUUGAAAAAGAUCGAAUUGUCAGCCUUCAAAAGAGUCACGAACAACUCCAGGCUCAGCGUUGUGCGCUGCCGAUCUACGGCGUUCGGGCCGAAUUACUCCAACUUAUUAAAGAUCACCAGGUGAUCGUGUUGGUCGGGGAAACGGGGUCUGGCAAGAGUACCCAGCUACUCCAGUAUCUCUACGAGGAAGGUUUCCACCUCUCUCAACGAAAGGAAACAACUGACAGUGGGGGGCCCGCGCGGGCUGAUCCUGAAGCUCGCGGGAAGGAGGAGGUGGAGGAGGAGGAGCGGCGGUUAAUUUGCACUCAACCGCGGCGUAUCGCGGCCAUGAGCGUCGCGGAGCGCGUCGCGCGGGAGGUGGGUGCAUCCUGCGGUAGCAUCGUCGGCUAUCGCGUGCGCUUUGACGACCGCUCCAGCUCCCUCACGCGGAUUCUCUUCGUGACGGAUGGGAUGAUGUUGAAUGAAUUCAGCAAGGACCCGAACUUGGAGUCCGUCGCGGCUAUCAUGAUCGAUGAGGCGCACGAGCGCUCGCUUAGUACCGAUAUUCUUUUAGGGUUGCUGAGAGAUGUCGUUCGUCGAAAUUCUCGUAUCCGGGUGAUUGUGGCUAGUGCCACAAUCAACGCGGAAAAGUUCAGCAGUUUCUUCGACCAUGCACCGAUUCUAAACGUUAAAGGACGCGCCUUUUCAGUAGAUGUCUUUUACAUCGACGAACCCAUCACUGAUUACGUUAGUGAGUCCGCGAAAGCUGUCAUGAGUCUGCACCUGACAAAGCCACUACCGGGAGAUAUACUUGUCUUUCUACCCGGACAGGACGCCAUUGAAAGCUGCGCGGAGAUCCUUCGUCAGCAGGUAGUAGAAUCCCAGGGAACGAUACGAACGCUUCUAAUUUUGCCAAUUUACUCAGCAAUGCCACCGAAGGAGCAGGCACGAAUUUACACGCCGACCCCACCGGGGGCUCGCAAGGUUGUUAUCGCCACCAACAUCGCUGAAACUUCCAUCACCAUUGACGGGAUUGUCUACGUGGUGGAUUGUGGUUUGUGCAAGCAGGACUACUACAACGUGCGCGCGAUGGUGGAGGAGCUUCGCGUGGUGCCGACAUCCCAGGCGAGCGCAAAGCAGCGUACCGGGCGUGCCGGGCGAACGAAGCGCGGGGAAUGUUUUCGUCUUUACACCCCUUAUACGUUUAAAAACGAGUUCCCCGAGGAGACGGUUCCCGAGAUUAUGCGAUGCUCGAUGAGCUCGGUGGUGCUGCAUCUGAAGGCGAUCGGGAUUGACAAUUUACUCCAGUUCGACUUUGUGGAUCCGCCGUCGACGAAGUCGUUGGAACGGGCCCUCGAUCAUCUCUACCUCCUCGGCGCGAUGAAGCCAGAUGGGCGACUUACCAUGACAGGUCGGAGAAUGUCCGAGUUCCCGCUGGAUCCAUCGCUGAGUAAAUCACUCAUCCUGGCCUGCAAAUUGGGCUGUGGGCGGCAUAUGUCCAUGGCCGCCGCUAUGCUCUCGAUAGACUCCAUCUUUCUCGCCCCUCGCGAUCCUCACGAGCGGCAGUUAAUUGACAGCGCGAAGGAGGAACUUUUUGCCUUUGGGAACGGUGAUAUUGCGGGUUAUGUACGGAUGAUGGAUGAGUGGCUGCGGGCUGGUCCACGGGCGGUGGAGUUCUGCCGCGUCCACGGGAUCCACCCUCGUUCCUUACUUCGCGCACGGGAUGUACUGGAUCAAAUCUUGAAGAUCUACAACCACGUUGGGCUCGACCUCAAGGAGGAUGAUCUGGAUGACUCCCAUCACCCUUCCAAAAUUUCUGAGUCUAGCAGUGCGAUCGAUGGGGUUCGGCAAGGAAGCCGUUUGAUUAAUACAGAGUUGCUCACGAAGGCGCUUCUUUCUGGGUUUUUCUUCAAUGUUUCAAAGAUCGGGUUAGACAAGCGCACCUACACCAUUGUGCGGCCUAUCAACACUGGAGGAUCUUCCUAUGGUGCCAGUCUGGAUGACGACGCAUACACUACAGAAAUUCACCCCACCAGCUAUUUGUUUCGUUCUGGGACGAAGUCCCUGGCAAAUAAAAGUUUCACUGCACUGCAGAAGAAAGGGGUUUCUGACGCCACCGACGCGGACUCGAGGAUCCCGCCCGUUUUGAGGGAACGCCCAUCAUUGGUGGUUUUUACGCAGCUGCGCCGCACAACGAAGCGAUUCAUGAUGCAUCUCACUGCCAUCCAGUCGGUUGACCUUGUCCUUGAAAUGGCACCCCUGAACUACUUUACUAAAGAAGAGCUAGAGACUAAAAUUCGAAAAAGAUUGAGGGAAUAG
Phytomonas sp. Hart1 is the source of this 2763-nucleotide messenger RNA. Lineage: Eukaryota; Euglenozoa; Kinetoplastea; Trypanosomatida; Trypanosomatidae. The record is from the annotation of a GenBank genome assembly.